GACAGUCUUCCACAUUGGCCCAGCAAGAAGAUAAAGUGCCUCUGGGGAUGGUGAAGGACAGCCUCUGAGCCUCUGACACCUACUUCCUGUAGAACAGCUGUUCUCCAGUCUUAAGUGGUGCACCCCAGGGGGCUCCACAUCUCUUGUGCCUGUAGCAAGGCCUGCAGUGGUAGUCACAACACAGCUCAGCCUUCCUGCAGACAGGGCCCUGCUGGCUUGGGGUGCCUCUCCCCCUCCUCCCAGGUGAGAACAGGGAGCCCUAAGGAGUGCUGGCCACAGGACCUCAGCUUCAACUGUGGGCAUCUGGGGUGGAUGAGGCCGUGCUGUGGAAGCCAUGGGCCCAACUCGAAGAUAGCAGGCAGGGACCAUCUUCAGCAUCUUCAGGGUGGAACCAGAGAUGCUGGUUGUUUGGUACCAGGCAGUCAUAUGGAUGUGCCAGCUGACCUGUGACCUGUGAAGUUGUGGUCAGUUGUUGCUGCCCUGUCCUGAGGGGUGGCCACAGAGCUGCUUCUUGUCUUGCUGGGAACUUCAGAAGCAGCCUUGGAUUCACUGUAAGCAGCCUCCUUUAUUGGUGGGAAGGGGCAAGGUGGCCUCUACUUUGAGUGGCCUGUCCCUUUGGUUCCUCCGGGGAAGAGUGAUUGGCAUGAAACUACAUACAAGGCCCUUGGAAGGUUCCAGAACACCUGCAUGUCCUGAGGUGCAUCUUCUCAUCUGCAAGGGGAUGGCUUUCUCGCGUGUCACCAGCUUCCCUCCCUGGGAGGCUUAAUGUACCUUUUCUUCAGCUGAAGGUUUUUAGCCCAGACUGAAGGUAAGCCAUGUUCCAGAGGCAGAGCAGCAGCCCCUGCCCAUGAGAGGCCCCUUCAGUCCAGGAGGAGCAGGCUGGGCCAGCAGCAUGGGAGUCUGGGAAAUCCCAGAUCUUGACCUGCGAGGGCAGGACUUCCUGGGAGUUGGUACAGGGGCUUGUAGUCAUGGGGCAGGGAGUUGAGUCCUGCACAUCAGAUUCUGUCAGCCAGUUCCUGGGAGGGGCAGCACUUGGUGACCACUGAGGGGGACCCCAGUCAGCCUUGCCCACAGCUGGGCCCUGCUCACUAAGCACCCUCACUCCUUGACGAAGUGCAAAGUCUCCCUGGGGCUGACAACUCCCUGUGGGUCAAACCAAUACCCUCAGUCUCUGAGCACCCUGGCCUGCGGGACAGGCCACAGUGGGCUCCAGGGCCAGACUGACUGAAGCAGCGGGGUAGAGGCUGGGAGAGGGAGGGGCAGGUUGGCUGUGGGCCUCUCUUUCCCUCUGCCUGUCUCCUCCCUCCUCUGCUGGAGGAGCCAACUUCAAAAGCCUCUCCGCCUGCCCUGCAGCAAGGCAGUCCUGUCCAGGGAGCCCCGUAGGCUGGUGUUGGACCUGGAGCAACUGCCAAGUGCCAGCUGCAUUUACCACCAUAGACCCAGGACCAUGUGCGUGGUCGGCUGGAGGGAGUGAGGGAGGGCAAGACCCUGAUUGACCAAUGGUGCCCUCCAAGCCCACACUCUGCGCCCUCCUGCUGGCACUGCUGUGGUUGGUUCCUGACUGGGCUAGGCCCAGUGCCUGCAGCGUCCCAGAGGUGCUCCGCCACUAUCGCGCAGUCAUCUUCGAGGAUCUGCAGGCGGCAGUGAGACAGUUGGGGCCAGAGCCAGGCUCUGGAUACCACCAUCUCCUUGAGAAAAACCUAACUGGAAUGGGCGGAGGGCGGAGACGACCUAGUGUCUCCUGCGGUGCCCAGAAGGAGCACAGUAUCCUUCUGUCCAUCGAGUCCCUGGGCCAGACUCUGCGCCGGGCAGUGACUGGGGGCCGCCGUGGUUCCCUGGAGAAAGCUGCAUGGACUGUGGCCCUACGCACCGAGGCGGUGAUGAGGCGCCACUGCUGGAAGCCUCGCCAGAGCCGGCGGCCCAGGAUGCGUCCUGUCAGGCGCCGCGGUGGUCGGAGGCGGCUCCUGCUACGUGCCCUGGACACCGUCGCCACCUGCUGGGAGAAACUCUUCGCGCUACGCGCCACGGCCACCGGGGAAUCCUAGUCGGCCUGCCCUGCCCCCCGACCCAGCAAAAAACUUGGGGAUCCGCGCGGAAUCAGGGAACAAGCCUCGUUUGAUUGAUGUCCCGAUGGCAGCCUCUUCUCUCUCAACCAGCCUGCCCUCUCCGAGGGCCCGGGACUUGGAGAAGCGAGCCAUGGCGGGUCCCGGAGGUGGCCCGCCCUCAAGCACCGAGCGAGGCCCCAAUAAAUGGAGUUGGUGCUA
This is a messenger RNA of Marmota monax (woodchuck), 2264 nucleotides long. RefSeq names its product chromosome unknown C20orf204 homolog (gene CUNH20orf204). The record is from RefSeq and is a predicted model, not a curated record. NCBI's taxonomy places the organism in Eukaryota, Metazoa, Chordata, Mammalia, Rodentia, Sciuridae. The coding region runs from base 1500 to 2045 and encodes 181 amino acids. The transcript has 4 exons.